Molecule: messenger RNA, 3668 nt
Organism: Bursaphelenchus xylophilus (pine wood nematode)
Lineage: Eukaryota; Metazoa; Nematoda; Chromadorea; Rhabditida; Aphelenchoididae
Source: the annotation of a GenBank genome assembly
AUGCCAAAUAGAUACAUUGAUCCCACCGACAAUCCCGACCUAACCGCCGAACGGAAGGGCUGUCAGUUCGACACCAACGAAUUCGCCGCCGUUCUUCGCGGCGGACACGAAAAGUUCGCGGAUCGGAAGAGAAUCGAGCGGUUUGUGGAAAACACGCCCGAACUGAAGAACCUGAGCACCGACACCUCGUACGGCGCCAAGAUUGAUUGGGUGGAGAGGGCGUUCAAAAGACACGUGGUCGCGAAAAAAUACCAAGACCAAGUCGUACAGCGAAGCAACCGAGAGGGAUGGGAGUAUUACAAAGCGUAAGUUAUUUAUUGCCAAAACAUUGUACGCAAGGAAUGGUAAAUAACAUUGAAAGAUGGGCAAAGAUUCUUAUAUCAGUCUGUCGGGAAAAUAAUGAGCACUCUGUUGCAUCGAAAAGCGCCGCCGAGAAAAUGAAUAAUUUUGCGGUAAAAUCAAAUUUCUUUUCGCCUCAGCGAUACACUGGGCGCAGCGACAUUAUUCCUCAUUAUUUUUUCCGACAGACUGCUGCCUUCAGACCUCUAUAAAACGAACGGCAAGAUACCAAAAAUUUUUAUUUUUUGUAUAGACGGGUCUUGUUGGAGCGAACUCCUUUUUGCCCUAGAAUUGAGCCUUAGGAUACUUAAAAGUGUUUGUUUUUGAUAGAUUUUAAUGUACAGGGUGGGCCACUCGAAACGGGUAAGUUUUUUCUUUGGAUUUCUCCGCGGAGACUCCGCCGAUUUUCCCGAAAUUUAGAUUUUUCUGUAGCUGAGACCCGCCAUUUUUAACCGGUUGAAUUUGAAAAAAAUAUAUUUUGAAUUGACCUUUCUAUGCCUUCCCAAAGUUUCGAAGAAUUAUUUUCGGGCCGAAACCGCUAAAACUUGGAAAAUUUUUGGAAUGAUUUCGAAAACGUGGUCAUUUUUUCGAGUUUUUGGAUGAAAUUUUCUAAGUUUUACUUCAGAUAACCAUAAAAUAUUGUCGUAAAAACAAUUUUAUUUAACGACCUGUUUAUUAAUAUUUCUAUCUGAGUUCGAAAUGCCCAUUUCCUCUCGCAGCACAAACUUGUAGGAGCUUUGAGAGUCAUGAGAGUCGUGAACAGCUCGAAUUGCAGAUCGUGAACAUCGUCUAUCUUUAAUCGGGCUGGGCUCCAAGCUUCAAUGACUUGGAGCUGGGGCUCGUUGCCAAUUGUGUAGACUUUUGCAAUCUCGUUGAAAAAUUGGUUUUUUUUUGAAAGUUCGUACCCUAUCGGUAAUACAAACAACACUAUUUUUGCUUUCAAUUUUCCUUAAACAGGUUUAGAGAGAGCAUACGCAACUUUUUACUUCCCGAUUUUACCAAAAAAAGCCAAAAAUUUUCCAAGUCCGAGAAAGUCAAUUGAAAAUCAUUCCAAAAAUUUUCAAAGUUUUAGCGGUUUCGGCUCGAAAAUAAUUCUUCAAAACUUUGGGAAGGCACAGAAAGGUCAAUUCAAAAUAUAUUUUUUUCAAAUUCAACCGGUUAAAAAUGGCGGGUCUCAGCUACAGAAAAAUCUAAAUUUCGGGAAAAUCGGCUUAGUCUCCGCGGAGAAAUUCAAAGAAAAAACUUACCCGUUUCGAGUGGCCCACCCUGUAUUCAUUGUGCAAAAUGCUCUGCGAUAUUUCAAAGCAACACUUCUUUCAGGCUGACUGUUGGCGUGAACGGCGCACCCGGCGGUCUCGCCGAUGUAAUUGUCAUCCCGUUGCUCGAGAAUUGCUGCGACGAAGAGCAACGCAAGCUGUUUUUGGAGCCUGCCCGCCGUUACGAGCAUUAUUCGGCCUAUGCGCAGACGGAACUUGGCCAUGGUAAUUGUGCUUUUUUAUCGACCAAUAUUCAUUCUUUUAGGAACAAACACCAAGGCUCUCGGAACAACCGCAACUUUUGACCCAGCCACCCAAACGUUUGUACUGAACACACCAAACCUGCAGUCGUACAAAUGGUGGCCCGGGAAUUUGGGAAAAAUCGCUUCGUGGUGUGUUGUGAUGGCGAGUCUGAUCACGAACGGCAAAAAUCAUGGAAUGCACCCGUUCUACAUUCAAAUUAGAGACGAAAACACGCACCUACCACUUCCUGGCAUUACAGUCGGCGAGACUGGAACAAACUUUGGUGCAGUCGCCAAUGACAACGGCUAUUUGGCGCUGGACAACGUUCGGGUCCCCAAAACGGCGAUGCUGGCAAAGCAUUUUCAAGUGAAGCCCGAUGGAACCUACGUUCAAGGAGUGCAUCCAAGAGUGGCGUAUGUGGGAAUGAUGUUUGUUCGGUCGGUGAUGACAAAAGAAUCGAUGGGAGAGGCGCUGGCGUCGGCGGCAACUAUUGCAACGAGAUAUUCGUGUGUUCGGCGGCAAGGAGAGAUUGAGCCUGGGUAAAAAGUCUUUGACUUUUUAAGGUAGUCAUCAUUUUCAGAAAAGGCGAAGUGAAGAUUAUUGAGUACCGAACACAACAAUAUCGGCUGUUUCCACAGAUUGCCCGAGCAAUUUGUUUCUUUUUGGCUGGUGAUCGAGUUACUGAGCUCUAUUUCAAAAUGUGCGAGGACCUAAAGAAUGGUGAUGUAAGUUACGGUAUUCGCUGUUUCCUGUAACAUAUGAAAAUAUAUGUUAUGAUCCGACAAAUGCAAAAAAAAAUUAAAAAAAAUAAAAUAAAAUUUAGGCGUCUCUAAUGGAAGACGUUCAUGCUCUUACCAGUGGACUAAAGGCAGUGUCCUCAUAUCAAGCCUCUCAAGGAGUCGAACAGUGCCGUCUCGCCUGCGGCGGUCACGGCUACUCGAACGGCAGUGGUAUUCCACUUAUCUACACGCUAGUGGUGGGCGGUUGCACUUAUGAAGGCGACAACUUGGUCAUGCUUCUCCAGCUUGCUCGGUACUUGAUGAAACGAGCCAAGGAGUCGUUGACGGGCAAGAAGCCGAAAGGUCUGGCUAAGAUGGCCGAGCACUUGUUUGUGCGGUCCCGAGAUCACUGCAGCUACAGUUUGAACCAAAGUCGGCAACAAAGGUGGUACGAGAUCAAGGCGGCCUUCGAGCAUUUGAGUAGAAGACUCACGUUUAAGGCCUUCAAUAUUUUAAAUGAGGAGUCUAAGAAGAAUAAUCAUGAAGUUGCGUGGAAUAACGCGUCCGUCUCUCUUUCCAAGGUACCAUUUUUUGUCAUCUCAUUGACAUAUCAUACGAUGAAAAACUGGUCUAUUCUUUUAGGCGGCUAAAGCGUUCACCAGAGUCUAUUUGGCUGACUCUUUCAUCGAAAGUGUUGCUCAGAUUUCCGACAUGAACGUUAGGUUUGUGUUUGAAGACUGUCUCGACUUGUAUUUGAACUACGAACUUCUCGAUUGCCGAGCCGACUUGUUGGAGGUAAGCCUAUAUCCCCCACUUAAAAUUGAGGUAAUUUCAGGACAACUAUGUCACCUCUCGAGUCCUUGAAGAGGUCCAUGAGAGCUUAUUGGAAGCCCUUCAACGUAUUCGACCGAAUGCCGUCAACAUCGUUGACUCGUUCGACUUCCCCGAUCGACUUCUCAAUUCCCAGAUUGGCUCGAGAGAUGGCCACGCAUACGAGAAUCUGUACAAAUGGGCACAGCAGAGUCCGCUGAAUGAGCAUCAAGUCUUACCUUUCCAUCACGAAACUAUUGGCAAACUUAUGAAAGAGGUUAAAGCUGUCAGCAAGCUGUAA